AGUUCUGUCUACUCUGCCUACCUCUAAGUAUUUUACUUGUAUGCAUGGAUAUAUACCAUAAUGCAGUGACCUAUGAUGACGUGCAUAUCAACUUCACUUGGGAAGAGUGGACUUUACUGGAUCCUUCACAGAAGAGUCUCUACAAAGAUGUAAUGCUGGAGACCUACAGAAACCUCACUACUAUAGGAUACAGUUGGGAGGACCAUAAUAUUGAUGAACAUUGUCAAAGUUCUAGAAGACAUGAAAGGUAA
Molecule: messenger RNA, 251 nt
Organism: Microtus ochrogaster (prairie vole)
Lineage: Eukaryota; Metazoa; Chordata; Mammalia; Rodentia; Cricetidae
Product: zinc finger protein 431-like
Exons: 3
Coding region: 45-251 (68 amino acids)
Biological process (GO): regulation of DNA-templated transcription
Source: RefSeq, a predicted model, not a curated record